UAUUAAUUGUCUCAUAUUUGGACACUAAUAUGUAUGACCACUCAACAAAAAUACUACAAGUCUUUCUUAGUCCCUUUCACUUUUUCAAGUCAAGGAGUAAACAAAAAAAAAAAGUGUUAACUCAACAACAAACUUGUUAUCUUUUAACAAUGGAGGGUGAAAAUGAGCAAUGCUUCAACCCAAAUGCUACCAGAGCGUCGCACUCAGAUGAUGAAGUUGUAUUGGCGACGAGUUGUCCGAAGAAGCGAGCAGGGAGGAAGAAGGUGAAGGAGACUAGGCACCCAGUGUACAGGGGAGUGAGGCAGAGGAAUGGAAACAGAUGGGUGUGUGAAGUUCGAGCUCCAAAUAACAAGUCUAGGAUAUGGCUUGGGACAUAUCCUACUGCUGAAAUGGCAGCGCGGGCUCAUGAUGUAGCUGCAUUGACGCUUAAAGGUAGGGCAGCAUGCCUUAACUUUGCUGAUUCCGCAUGGAGGUUGCGUGUUCCUACAUCGACAGACACUAGGGAUAUUCAGAAGGCAGCAGCAGAGGCAGCAGAAGCAUUCCGCGGAGAAGAAGAAGAAGGAGAAUCUCAGCAUAAUGUGGGUGAGAGUAGCAGGAUAAAUGAUAAUAUCAUGGAAGUUUUUACAGAUGGGAAUCAGGUAAAUAACCAACUUCUACAGAACAAUGCUGAAUACAUGGAUGAUGAAGAAGUAUUUGGUAUGCCGGGUUUACUGGCUAAUAUGGCUGAAGGACUAUUACUCCCACCACCUCAUAAUCAAUAUGACACAGAGAGCGACUGCGAAGAAUUCUCUCUGUGGAGUUAUUCUAUCUAAAAGAACAUGGAAUAAAUUCUCGAUCAUGCAGAUUAUGGUGAGGACUGCAUAAGCGUUCCUUCUUUUUUUCUACGCGUGCUAGAAUAUCAUCAGUUGAUCAGGCAUGAAUUUUCAAGCCAGAAUGUAAUAUAAAGACAAAUGUAUAGCUCUUUAUAUUUUUUUUUCCUAGCGGGAAGUGUUUUUGUGUGGCGGGUGGAGGUGGUGACUCUAAUCUCCUUGUUUGGGACUAUGAACGCCCACAUUUCCAAAUCACUAGUUCAAGUGCAGUCAUUUCUCUAUCCUUGUAAAUUGUAAGUCAUGUCUGCUCUGUCUUUUCUUCAUUUAUGUAUAAUAAUCUUAAUCUCA
This is a messenger RNA of Beta vulgaris subsp. vulgaris (sugar beet), 1157 nucleotides long. Its product is annotated as dehydration-responsive element-binding protein 1A. Bases 30 to 812 code for a protein of 260 amino acids. The transcript has a single exon. Lineage: Eukaryota; Viridiplantae; Streptophyta; Magnoliopsida; Caryophyllales; Amaranthaceae. Gene Ontology annotation, molecular function: DNA-binding transcription factor activity; DNA binding. Gene Ontology annotation, biological process: regulation of DNA-templated transcription. The record is from RefSeq and is a predicted model, not a curated record.